Molecule: messenger RNA, 6378 nt
Organism: Volvox carteri f. nagariensis
Lineage: Eukaryota; Viridiplantae; Chlorophyta; Chlorophyceae; Chlamydomonadales; Volvocaceae
Exons: 28
Coding region: 1-4779 (1592 amino acids)
Biological process (GO): proteolysis
Molecular function (GO): serine-type endopeptidase activity
Source: RefSeq, a predicted model, not a curated record
AUGGGGGCCGCACUCUACCUACCUGCGUUUGUAAUACUUGCCAUCGCCUGCGUAGCUCAAGCUCAGAACGACUUCUUACCUCUUCGGAGUAAUCCAUGGGUGCCUUUAAGAACCCCCCAGGAUAUUAAGAACCAAGCCAACAGUGGCUCGCAAAACCCUUCUGAAGCCGUCUAUAUACCAGCCGAGCCAGGCGACCCGGUUGCGGCUGCAACGCCGGCUGGUACUGAUGAAUUAGGGCGGCGGCUGCUGGUGGUGCGCUUCAACGAAAACAAUCCCUGGGUGAUGCGAGACGCUCUCGUUGCGGCGGGCGUGAGCAUUGUGGAGCUGAUCAAUGCGUACACGGCCCUGGUGUUCGGCCGCCCCUCCGUUGUGUUCGGCACUGUAGACCAAGCGGGGCAAAAGAUGGCUGUGUACAAAUCUGACUUCAAGGUCACUCCAGAAACGGCCGCGCUUGUGGCGGAAGUCGCACCCUUGCUAGGUUCGCGGCGAUCGCUCCUGGCAUCCGGGCGAAAUUUGGAUUCAGAUUUGGAUUUGGAUUCGCUACACGCCCAUGAACCCGCUUAUUCCAGCGCUUUCGACGCCGUACAGACCUGGGAAACGAAUUCGGACGACAUGCCAUCCUCGUUUUCCCACGAACGUAACGGUGGUGAGGAGAUGAGGCGGCGUAGCCUCGGGGCGAACAGAGUCCCCAGGAACCACACCAGGAGCAAGCGUUGGGAGAAACUGUACGGCAUUUCCGCACGGAUGGUUCUGGGGCUGCAACCCAGUGUGCUGCAAGUCAUCAUGACGGAGUGGCCUGGUAAGCUCGCGUGGUCUCUGGGCCGGAGUCCAGACCCCGCGGACGCCGAUCCCUGCAUGCCUAUCUUCGUGGACGAGGCGCUGUACUCGACGACGAGUCCGGAGCUGCAAAUCUAUGUGUGCAAGGAGGAUUACCCCUUCGCCGUAGACUGGCUCGCAAGCAUGCACGUGACGACCUUGAUAGAGCCUCUGCUGUCGGCGGCGCCGGCCAAUGCCAUUUCAGGUUGGAUUAUGCAAACAGGCAACCUGACGUCGGCACAGUACACGAACCCAACUGGCAGCUUGAGGCCUUACUGGAGGGCUAACCUUUGGGGGCAGGGCAUGGUCGUCGGGGUGACGGAUCAGGGCCUGGACAUGUCCCACUGCUCCUUCGUCGACAACAAUUAUCGUCCAGGCAGCCUUCGCUCCAUGUUCGUGGGCAAUCCGCCUCGCCUGUACCUGCCGAACCACCGAAAGGUCGUACAGUACGUCACCCCGGAAACAACUGGUACUCGCUGGUUUGGAGGCGAGGAUCAGAGUCACGGGACUCACGUUGUCGGAACCAUCGCCGGUGCCGUACUGAACAGUACUGGUGGCAUCUCGUUCGACGGUGCUACGGGUUCUGCACCAAUGGCACGCGUCAGUUUCUUUGGGACAUCUGCACCGUCGGAAAACAAGUUCAGGGUGCCAUCGCCGCUGGAUGAUAAGGUUCUCUCGUACCAUUACGGUGUUGGCGCUCGCAUCAGUUCGGAAAGCUGGGGCCGCUCCAGCGCACUAGGAGUGGCUUACCUGCCGACAUCGCGACAGUUCGACGCAUUCGCAUGGCGCAACCCCGACUUUGUGUCAGUCAUUGCCGCCGGCAACUUCGGUCGCAACGGUAUGGUAUCCAUCACGGCGCCGGGCACAUCCAAGAACGGCAUUACCGUUGGAGCAACCCACAAUUACCCCCAGGACACGGCUAGUGCUGGCCUCAACUACAUGUUUUUUAUCCGGUAUCGCGAUGCCAGUGGAACCAGAGUGGACUCCGCGCUGUGGCCCCGUAUGGGAACCGAUCAGACUGUUUGGAGGACACUUCUCGCGAAUAAGGAGGUUCCGGUGCGCCUUCCCAACCCAGAGAACGCAUGCACGGCCCUGCAAGGCAGCUACGCAGGCAGUGUUGUAAUUGUGGACCUGAAGCAAGGUUGCACAAACAACACAAUGACGUCCAAUAUCGUCAAGGCCGGUGCGGCCGCCAUCCUGUUCGUGGUUGCGGAUGACGGAUUUAUUGAGGGCCGGAAGCUCUGGACGCCAAGCACAGCCGUCACCUACUCGCUGAUGUCUCGGGUGCAAGGUAUGAACAUCAUUAAUGCCUUGAGAAACAGUUCCAACACCAACUUCGUUGCGACCUACCUCGAUUACCCCAACGUUAAUCUCGGCAUCGACAGCAUCGCGCAAUUCUCCGGCUCAGGCCCGCUCUAUGAUGGGCGCAUUAAGCCCGACGUUGUGGCGCCUGGCACUAACCUCAUCUCGGCGUGCGGCUCCACACUGGAUCCGGAAGCAACAAGCUCCAGCUGUAGCCGUCUCACAAUCCAAAUGUCGGGAACAUCCAUGGCCACACCGUUGGUGGCAGGCCACCUGGCUCUCGUGCGCCAGUACUUCAGGGAUGGGUUCUACCCCGCUGGAGCUGCAACCGACGUGCCGACAGUCCCGUUCGAUCCGUCUGGCAUGCUGCUCAAAGCCGCCGCUAUCACCAGCGCAAAGUCUCUGGCGGGCGGCCUUGCGACGAACGUGGGGCGCGUCAUGGGUCAGGCGCCGGACGGCCUGCAGGGCUGGGGCCGUCUUGACCUGAGCAGCGCCCUACCGCUGGUGGGCUUCACCAAUCCGAACUUCCGCAUUGCAGUCGCUGACUACGGAACAAUCCGGGAUGGCGAGAUGAUCUAUCUGCCGGGAAUCCGCGCGACCGGCACCGGGCCCAUUAUCGCCACGCUGGUUUGGCACGACUUCCCUGGAAGCGGCAUGACGAACCGGGACCUGAUUAAUGACCUAGAUUUUGGCUACCUGCUCAACCCCCAGAGCACCACCACAAACUACAGCCGGACGCGCGCGGACAGCGUCAACAACGUGGAGCGCGUGGAGCUCUAUAACCUGCAACCGCGUGACAACGUAACGUUCGUGGUUCACGGUCGCGCCAUCCGCCACUCGCUGCUGACCACACCCGACGCGCAGCGGCCGCAACGCUGGUCCGUCCUGGUGGCAGGCCACUUCACGGGCACGCUAAGGACACCGCUCAACCCGGCGUUCGCACGUCCCGCACGCGUGCCGGCCAACAUGCUGAUCCAAAUGCCGAAUGGCACGUGCCUGACCGUCCGGGCCAAUAACUUAGUCUUCGAUCCCGCGGCGACUGCAUGCAACGCGACAACCGCGAUCUUCAACUUCAUUGAAGAACCAGCGUCUGUACCACCACCGCCACCACCGUCACCGUCACCGCCAGUUCCCACACCGGCUGUUCAGGACCCCCCACAGCUGUGGUACCCCUUCCCGCUGACUUUCCGCGUGGACUUCUACCCCGUCACAAAUGUCGCAAGCGCCAACACCUACGACUACGACUACACCGACGACACCUUGCGGAGCACCGUAUCUAACUUUGACCUCCAAGUGUCGUGGAACUGGAACGGUCAGACCUUCUCUGCCGGCAUAGGAAACUUCCUUGGUUACGAAACCGCAAUCUCUUCGUCAGGUGCUGUACACGGCGGUGACAACAUCAUCUACGGCACCAUGUACGAAGAAAUUCACUGGCAGCUCGGAUACACGCCCCCGCCCACCACCUACUACGUUUGCGUCGCGUGGCAAGGCCCCACCGCGUCUUCGAACAUGAAUGUUAUAUUGACGGUGUUCAAGAACGACCCUGUUGCGAGCAUUUCGACGACUUUUAACACAGACUUCGACAACUUCGCCGACGGUGAUUGCACACCGUCGUCUGUGGGCUACAUCGGCAGCUACGACCUCAAUUCGCCGCCGUCUCUGCCGCCACCGUCACCGUCACCGCCGCCGGCACCGGUGAACAACAUCUACCCGCUGAUGUUCAAGGCAGAUUGGCUAGUGCUUUCCGGUGUAACAGGUCGCACCAACGCGCUUGUGGACAUAGAUAUUAUCGUGGCUUGGACGGACAAAGGCAUCUUGUACGAGCUAAGCUUCGACUUUCCUGACAGCACCAGCGGCAGCGGCAAGUACGGCGGCAACAACUUUAUCACCAACGUGAAUUCCGAGAACGCGUAUCUUACGGCAACUCCACCGCAGACUAGGUACGACGUCUGUCUACGAUGGUACGACGACAAGAAGCCCUUGGCCGCCUCCGCCACCCCCACCGGCUGUGUGCCCGGACCCAUUGCCGUCUCCAAGCAGCUUAUUCGCACUUUAUUUCCGUACAAUGUGGUCCGACAGCCAAGGUACGGCAUUGCUAGUUCCGUAGUUGGGACAAAGUCCCCAAUUCGAGGCGCUAGAGCGGGUGUAUCGUACGACUGGGAUAUGGUCGUGGCUUGGACCGCCAACCAGCAGACGUACGAGGUUAGCACGUACGACAGGAACGUUGGCGGUGGCGUACACGGAGGCGAUAACAUGAUGCUUGCGGGCAAGCCGAACGGAGAGGUACGUGAUUACCGAGAAGGAUUCGGGUACUUCAAUGACCUGCACGAACUGUACGAGCGCGUCACGGCCGACGAACGAGUCGAACCUUCGACCAUGCGCAACGGCGGCGCCCAGUUCGAUGCGUCACGCAAUCCAGCCGCCGCCGUCGAGGGUGAGGCAGCCAGCGGCGGCGCCGACACUGGCGUUACCGUCGCCGCCAACGGCAGUACGGCACCGCGGGCCGCCGCCGGACUCCAAGGCAUCAACAUCCCGAUCCUUGUCGUCGCCGCCGUCGGUGUCGUCAUACUUGGAGCGGCCAUGGGAUCUUUCGUAACGAUUGUCUUGUUUGGAUGGACCCAAGCGCGGCGGUCGCGAGGUUACAGCGCGUUGUCGACGUAAGAGACGAGGCUGAUCAAAAACACGUGAGAAUGGCCGGCCGGCCGGCCGGCAGCAAAUCGGGUAGGCAGGUAAAAGACAGACAGGGAGAGGAGAUGCCACAGAGGCUAUAUGCGCCGCUGCACUGCAUUGCUAUGCUGUAUGUACUCUCUACAACUCGAAAUUGUUUGUACAUACGCAUACACGGGAUGACGACGCCGACCGAUAGACUGCAAAGCGGCGCGCUCCCUUCUGGUAUGAGUUAGCGUUUCUGCCUGCACACAUGGAGCAUCGCCACUUAUCUAUACAUGAGUGUAUAUGCAUGUAUGCGAUCGUGCCUUGCGUAUUGUGUGUGGUGGUGCAUAAUUGCGGUGUUUAGUGCUUGUGGGAUGUCGACACUUGUGCGGGUACGCACGUUCUUCGUGCGCAGGUGAUGCUUUGGUGGGGUGGGUACCUGGGUCAGCCUUACAAUCCAAAAACUCAUGAGUUGGGUUAAAGUUCACAGACAUGUCGCGCGCUGGAGCGACAUUGGCGCAUCCCCGCCGUGUUGAGAUCAUAGUCCUCGGUUGGCUAAACUUUCCAAUUAUUCGCGACUCCGUACACGUGCGCGUCCCUACACGUACAUCUCCGUACGUGUACGGGAUAAUAUCGAUUCCAGCAGCCCUACACCUGAAUGCAGGACAGUUACGCGCUUAAUGAGUGCUGAAUAGAUAGGUCGAUCGUCGUUGGACCAUUCUUACUUCUUAUUAGUUGCUGUUCCUGGAUUCGAUUCCUGCACGCAAUCGCGAAUCAUCCUUUGCCAGUUCGCAUGAUAGAGGACGACGGGGGAGAUACUGUGUACACGGGGGCCGGGAGUUGGGUUUAAGGCCAGUGUUGUCAGUCGUAUAUGUACGAGGAUGCGUGUGUUUGCAUCCGGCAGGGGUGGGAUGGGAUGGGCGUGCGCGCGUGCUUUGGUCUUGCAUUAGAUAAUAACACAUAUGCAGGUUCGGGUCCAAAAAAGCAGGCAGGCAGGGAGUUAGGUCUUAUUAUGAGCUAGAGACCAAGCAGACGUACCAAGCUGCUGAGAUGACGGAGACCACAUUGAUUCUGACCUUAUCAGUCACCAAUUAAUCGCUGCUGUGUAUAUGAUAUUAGAUGACUAUCUCCCAUGCUGGCGUACGUAGUCUUUGGAAGCCUGCUGGUGUCUUUAGAGCUCAAUCCUCAGACGGCAUUUCUGCGUGAAGAUCUAGCGGGCCUGAUUAGAGGUUUUGGCAUCCCGGGUAGCAGCUGGGUUUUGCGCUACCCCCGUGCGUGUGGGCAUCAUUGCGCAUAUGUGCGGCACGUAAAUGGCGGAGAUGCAUGAGAGCCAGCGCCUGGGUACUAGCAUGUCCUGACCUUUCGCUGACGGACCUGUUAACUGUCAGCAUGCGAUGGAUGGGCAAAUCCCAGAUUUGGAAUGCUGUGUGUGCUGCUCGUGCUUAGAGUGCUAUCGAGCGAUGGAUGACGUGGACGAAUAGUCACAACACAACGCUUCUGGCUAGCUCGUAAAAGCUGUCGCGAUUGCUGAAAGGAAGAGGUUAGCGGAAAAGGGGACUAAGCAUCGAACCUUUCUGUAAUCUUACAGCUCCCAGGAGCUUACCGGUG